GCCCUUGUAUCAAUGUUGUUAACAGUUGCAGUUCCAGGUGUAAGAAUGACAUCUUGAAACAAAUGUGUAAAGAAGGACCAUAUGACCCCCAAAGGUUAAAAGUUGUACCAUAUAUCAUGAGAAACAAAUACUGUUAUUAUUGCAAUUAUAAAGCCCGUAAUAAUACAAAAUGUGGUGCCUACAUGGCUAAAAGGAAUCCAGACUUAGUAUCUUUCUUCACAUAUUCUGUACUGUUAGAUAUAGACCCUGGAGAGGGUGUGAACGUUGAUAUUGUCCCUGUUACCAGGUUGGCUGGAGUCGGCACAAGAUUCGUUAUACAGAACAAAGAGACACGUAUCACUAACUGUUCACCACCAUAUACAUACCACAAUGGAAAGUGUUUACUCGAAGAAAUCAUGGUGAUUAAAGCGACAUGUUAUUUCCAUGUCAUUAGUGGUGCCUGUAAAGAUGAUAUCAUCAAACUGGCGUGGGAGGUAUAUGACAAUAUCCUUGGUAUUGUUACAAAGAAAUGCUAUAUGAAUUGUUUUAAGGCAUGUGAGAUGGUUUUCCAUGUUGCUUAUGUUAACCAUACAGUCGACUGGAACACUAUUUUAAAAAGAAAUGAAGUGA
Owenia fusiformis is the source of this 609-nucleotide messenger RNA. NCBI's taxonomy places the organism in Eukaryota, Metazoa, Annelida, Polychaeta, Sabellida, Oweniidae. The record is from the annotation of a GenBank genome assembly.